AUGAGCGUCCACACAGCAUCCAAACAAGAACAAGAUCUCACGGAGGAUCCUUCCGAAACCUUCAGUGAUGUUGACAUCGAUAUCACAGUAACGCACGCUUCCCCCGAGUCGAAUGACAAGAUCUCUGAGCAAGAGGGCGAGCUAGAUACUACUAGUAGUAUGUCUUCCAGAGUGCGUCGAGAACGCAACACCAAGAUUGGCCUGGUUGUGCUAGUGAUUGGUAUCCUGGUUCCAACAGCUCUUGUGAUUGGUGCCCUCUUCAACAAGAAAGACAAGAACUCAAAUAGCACUUCAGAAGCAACCACUUUCCCAGAGACAAUGGCCUGCACCAGAGAUGCAAGAAUCUGUUCUGACGGCACUGCUAUUGGCCGCAAUGGCACCAAUAACUGCGCCUUUGACUCUUGUCCAGAAGGAGCUUGCUUCAUAGAACUCCUCAUUCCUUGUGACGACGGAGUUACAAAGGUCUGCGACCAGACACAGUGCCCCUCCAAUGCCAAUGACAAUGCCAAUGACAAUACCAACGGGGAACCUACAACGACUUCCCAAUCCAGCUCUACAGUCACCGUAGAAGACCUUACUGACACGCUAACGACUAACAGCAGCAACACAGACAAUAACGGUGGACCGGACGGACAACAGAAGGAGGACCAAACAUCUCCAACAGAAACUCCACAACCAGCAGCAGUCUUGUGUCCUCGUUCCAUUCAACUUUGCUCAGAUGGAUCCUUCGUUAGCCGUGAUCCUGACAACAAUUGUGAGUUCCCUGCUUGUCCUGACCCCUCCCCACCGACAUCGGAACAAGAGCCAUCCGAAACACCACAAGUAGCAUGCCCCCGGCAGAUUAAACUGUGCACAGACUUGACGUCUGUUACCUACUCGGGUCCCAACUGCGAGCUUGAAGAGUGCCCCCAAGGAGCUUGUUGGGUAGAUAGUCAAGUUUGUCCAGAUGGCAUCACCUAUGUUGGCCGUGAUCCUUCCAACAACUGUGAGUUCUCUGCUUGCCCCGAAGGCUCCACCACUGAGGAGUCCACACCCGAAGAAGAACCGUCGGAAACACCUCAAUGCGAUCGCGACAUUCAGUUCUGCCCCGAUGGAAGCUUCGUGGUGCGAGAUACGCGGAUCUGUGAGUUCCCUCCAUGCCCACCUUAA
Messenger RNA from Seminavis robusta, 1149 nucleotides. Lineage: Eukaryota; Bacillariophyta; Bacillariophyceae; Naviculales; Naviculaceae. The record is from the annotation of a GenBank genome assembly.